AUGUCUGAUUCUGAGCCAGACAAUGACCUUCUUGAUUUUCUUCGUCAACACUUUUCCAAAGCCUCAAUUGCAAGUGUACCAGAGACAAAGGUGCUUGAAGGUGCUGAGUAUGUCUACCAUAACUCUAUUGACGUGGCCCUUGACUCGCAGUCGACUAUUGCAGCAGCUGCCAUGAUAUACGAACAGAUGCAAAAGAAGCAGUAUUCGACAAAGACAUGGCAGUCACACGAUUUUCACCCACAAGCACUUGACGCAAGCACUGUAGACUUCAUUUUUACUAUGGACUUGCUGAACUUUUCCUUUUGGUCUGAGAACGAUGAAGAAGAACGGUUCGCUAUCGAGUACCAGGGGAAACGUUGCACGGGAUACAAGAGCUUGGUUGCCGCAUUGCAGCGUGCACUUGAAGAGGGUAUUCCAAUUACGUCUUCUGAUUUUUGGCAGAGCGAAGACGAGUGUACCAUUGAUGUUUUGAGACAUGUUUUCAGAAGUGCCACAGCCGAGGAAAUUCCUCUCCUUCGCGAACGUUUUGACUGCUUACAAGAAGCGGGUGAAGUCUUGUACGAAAAAUAUCAAUGCAGUUUCACGAAAUGCAUUGAAGCUGCCAACCAUUCAGCAGCUGCUCUUGUCAACUUGCUAGCUGAAAACUUUACUUGUUUCAACGAUGUUUUCCCUUACGAGAACCGCAAGAAUGUACGAUUUUUGAAAAGAGCGCAAAUAUGCGUAGCAGACUUGUGGGCCGCAUUUGAUGGAAAGGGCUAUGGGGAAUUCCAUGACAUCGACGGGCUCACUAUCUUUGCGGAUUAUCGAGUUCCUCAAAUAUUGAACUCACUUGGCUGUUUGUGGUACAGUCCUCUUCUACAAAGUGCCGUCAAUCAGAAAAAGGUCAUCGAAAGUGGCCAUUCUUGGGAGCUCCAAAUAAGAGGUUGUAGUAUUUGGUGUGUCGAACUUAUUCGCAGGGAAAUAUUGAGAAAGCAUCCGGAUGCAAAUAUAAAUGCCAUCUUGAUUGACUUCUUUCUGUACGACUUAAUGAAAGAGCGUGAAGCCGCGGGCCAAGAAGAUAUCCCUCACCAUAGAACUAGGAGUAUAUGGUACUAG
Glarea lozoyensis ATCC 20868 is the source of this 1095-nucleotide messenger RNA. RefSeq lists its product as uncharacterized. Lineage: Eukaryota; Fungi; Ascomycota; Leotiomycetes; Helotiales; Helotiaceae. The transcript has 4 exons. Bases 1 to 1095 code for a protein of 364 amino acids. The record is from RefSeq and is a predicted model, not a curated record.